Messenger RNA from Meloidogyne enterolobii, 372 nucleotides. Lineage: Eukaryota; Metazoa; Nematoda; Chromadorea; Rhabditida; Meloidogynidae. The record is from the annotation of a GenBank genome assembly.
AUGGAAGUUAUUAAAUACUUGGCACAUUUACAUGCUUAUUUGUCUUUACCAAAAAUUAAAGAAAAAUGGCAAAAGAAUUUUGUAACGAUAGAAGAAAUGUGGGGGCAGAGUAGUGAAGAAUUUGGUUCAGCAAUGAUUGAACAAAUUAUGGAACUUGAUGAAGAUAUUGUGGAACCAUUUAAAAUAAUUGGGAAUAUAGUUAUGAAACCAGAUUUUGUUAAAUGGAUAAAAGAAAAAUGUGAAAAUGAUUAUGGUGUUUCUGAAAUCCUUACACAUGGGGAUUUGUGGAAUAAUAAUUUAUUAUGGUAUAACAAUAAUCCAAACAGACUUGCAGCUUUUAUAGAUUGGCAAUUGGCAACUAUAGGUAAAUAA